UUUUUUUUUUCUUACCUUUUUUCGUCCCUCCUCCCGUCUUCCCAGAGUCUCCCUAGGAUUUCCUCUGCCGCCGGAAAAUGGACGCACUCGACUCCGUCGUCAAUCCGCUCAGGGAAUUCUCCAAGGACAGCAUUCGCCUUGUCAAGAGGUGCCAUAAGCCAGACAGGAAAGAGUUCACGAAAGUCGCGUUCAGGACCGCGAUCGGGUUUGUAGUGAUGGGAUUCGUGGGUUUCUUCGUCAAGCUGAUAUUCAUUCCCAUCAACAACAUCAUCGUCGGAUCGGGUUAGGUAGGCGCGUCUCGAAGAGUUCGUGGAUCAUGUUUGCCUUUUGGGGUUUCCUCGAUUCGGCCCAAUUUUUUGUUCUUGCCGUGUGUUUUGAUGAGCUUCCCGCUGUGGAAGAAUGAAAGUAUAAUUCUAGUCGAUUGUGCAUUCGAUCUUAUACAAUAACUUGCUGCCUCUUUCAUAGUCACCGAAAAGAUUUGUCUAAAUUACUCUAUGUUGAUACGGCAAGAACGGAAUCCGUGCAAUUAUGUCUUCCUGUACCAUAACCUUGCUUCGUAGCUGUCUAAGAGAUUUGUCUAAGUUACUCUAUUUUAAUGAGGGAAAUCUUUCUUGUUCAAUUCAAAAUA
Messenger RNA from Nymphaea colorata (pocket water lily), 628 nucleotides. RefSeq names its product protein transport protein Sec61 subunit gamma-like. NCBI's taxonomy places the organism in Eukaryota, Viridiplantae, Streptophyta, Magnoliopsida, Nymphaeales, Nymphaeaceae. Gene Ontology annotation, biological process: protein targeting; post-translational protein targeting to membrane, translocation. The coding region runs from base 78 to 287 and encodes 69 amino acids. Gene Ontology annotation, cellular component: Ssh1 translocon complex; membrane. The transcript has 2 exons. Gene Ontology annotation, molecular function: transmembrane protein transporter activity. The record is from RefSeq and is a predicted model, not a curated record.